Messenger RNA from Lacerta agilis (Sand lizard), 2029 nucleotides. It is a transcript of the gene ADAT1, whose product is annotated as adenosine deaminase tRNA specific 1. Gene Ontology annotation, molecular function: RNA binding; adenosine deaminase activity. Lineage: Eukaryota; Metazoa; Chordata; Lepidosauria; Squamata; Lacertidae. The coding region runs from base 36 to 1451 and encodes 471 amino acids. The transcript has 7 exons. Gene Ontology annotation, biological process: RNA processing. The record is from RefSeq and is a predicted model, not a curated record.
UGACCUCCGGAGGUCCCCGGUAGGGAGUGAGGCAAAUGUCCGUCUCGCCGCCCCAAAGGAUGUGGACCGCCGACGAGGUGGCCGCCCUGUGCUACAGCCACUACGACGCCCGGCUGCCUAAGCAAGGGAAGCCGGCGGCUGGUCGAGAGUGGACUCUGCUGGCGGCGGUGCUGCAGGUGGAGAGCGCAGAAAUUAAGGCGAUUGUUGCCAUGGGAACUGGAACGAAAUGCAUUGGGCAGUCAGAAAUGAGGAAGACUGGUAAGCAGCCCCCUUCCCACCUGCUGGAGCCCGCUGAGCUAGGUCCCCCCUCCUCACAAGCCCCUUGGAAUGGAGCAAGGGCAGCUGCACACUGGUGUGGCUACGUGCUUGGCUUCCCCCUGGAGAGGAACCGUGUCGGGCUUACUCUGUUGGUUUUGGUGGUGCUGCUUCUGCAGGAGACAUCCUCAAUGACAGUCAUGCUGAAGUGGUGGCCAAGAGGAGCUUCCAGAGGUGGGGAUGCUUCAAUUAUCCCAGUCUUGGAAGUGGAAGCACAGCCUUGCCAGCCACUGAAGCCAUCAAAGGCAGCUAAGAGGAGCAUCAGUGACUAUGGGCCUCUGGCAGCUGAAAGGGAGUCUGAAGAGACGGCAGCUGACCAUUUCCCCAAGAGACAGAAAGUCUGUGGUGCUGAGCUCCCUGCCGAGAACCGUGUAGGAACCAAAGUGGUGGAUGUCCACAGGACUGGGGCCAAGUGUGUCCCAGGAGAGGCAGGGGAUUCCCAGCGGCCAGGUGGCGACUACCACACCGUGGGGCUUCUACGGAUCAAGCCGGGCCGUGGGGCCCAGACAGCCUCCAUGUCUUGCAGUGAUAAGCUGUUGCACUGGAAUGUCCUUGGCUGCCAGGGAGCCCUCCUGAUGCAUUUCCUCCAGCAGCCCAUCUACUUUUCAGCCAUGGUUGUGGGCCAUUGUCCCUACAGCCAGGAGGCCCUGCAGAGGGCCAUCGUUGCAAGGGGUCUGCCUGUUUUGUGUUUGCCGGAUGGCUUCCGAGUUCAGGAGGUGGAAAUCCUGCAGUCCCAGUUGGGCUUCAUCCACAGCCGUGAAGCAGUCCAGGCCAACCAUGCUGUGCGUCAAGGGAAGGUGGUACCCUGCGGGGCAGCUAUCAGCUGGAGUGCUGUUCCAGAGCACCCACUCGAUGUCACUUCACAUGGCUUCAAGCAGGGGUCAACUAAGAAAGUGAUUGGAAGCCCAAAGUCCAGGUCUCAAAUCUGCAAGGUGGAACUCUUUCAUGCAUUCCUGAAGCUGGCGGCCAGCAUUCCACAGGAAAAACUGCCAAAAACUCUCAGAGAGAAGAAAUUAAAGACUUACUGGGAGUAUAAGGAAGCCGCUGCCAGUUACCAAGAAGCCUGGAAAGCACUGCACAGCCAAGCUUUGGGCUGCUGGGUGAGGAACAGUCGGGAUUACCUGCACUUCACGUGAGAGGAGGAAGUUGCACUGUGACACCUGGCUCAGAGGCAAGACUGCCUCACCUAGGGGGUGGGAUGUUACUGGUCCCUCCUGUGACUGACAGGCAUAGAGCUGCAAUGAUUUAAACUUGCAACAUUAAAAUUCUUGAAACUUCUUUUUAAACCACCAAGACUCUUACAUACUUAGCCACCCCCAUCCUUUGCAUUUUAACAAAAGGGCAUACUAAAACAAGGUAGCAGCCCAUGAACCCUGUUACUUAAUUGUUGCAGCAUGGUCUUUUCCGUUUUUGACUUUAUGUAACUUGGGCGUGACUGAGGUUAUCAAGUGAGGCUGAGAUUGCAAACAACUCUUGCAAAUCUAUUGUUAAUUGACUGUAGUAGACAAAAAGUGGGAUCUAAUUGUGUAAUGUUAGACCUUGAUAUGAUUUGCAGUUCUGGUACUCAAUAUGAAUAAUUUUAGUUGUAUACCCAUUUUAAGAAGGUAUUAUUUAGGCUUUUGUUGACAGACGUUUUAGAAACUUAUUGAGUACAGUAAGCCUGCAACUUAUGCACUUUUAACUUGUGUGCAUUCAGCUUUAUGCACUUUGCAAU